CCAGUGCUGGGUCAAACGUAAGAUACGAAGAUUCGUACCUGCGAAAUAAUUAGUGCGAACGCGAACCCACUCAGAACACCAUCAGUCCGGUAACCAGACCUGCAGCGUGCGACGAACAGGUACCACUUAGCAGUGCUGCAAAUUUACAACCAUCCGGUGUGAUAUCUUUGCUCUAAAAAGGAGUACAAAUUUUUGCAAUGGACUUGCUGUCAAUUUCUUGCAACGAAAGAGCAGAAAUUUUAAAACACUACGGUGUUUCCGAGGAACAAGUAAAGGAAGACGUAGAAUUAAUUAAAUCUUGGAAGCAAAAACAGCCACAUUUACCGGAAAACACAUCAGACGACUUCAUUGCAAGAGUGUUAUUAAGAAAUAAAUUUAGAGUUGAACGUACGAAAGAAAAACUAGACAAUUACUAUACCCUUCGAGGUUACCACGAUGCUCUUGUUCGGGAUUUUGAAAACAUUGUUCCGUCGAAGCACUUCAUUCAAUCUAUUUUUAGCACUCAUCUGCCACUCCCAAAAUUAACUCCAAAUUAUGAACGUGUUAUUAUAAUGAAGCUGAUUAACACAGACAUCGAAGUUUAUGACAUGCUGGAACUUAUAAAGUUAGAUUUGGCUGUAACAGAAGUAACAAUGCAAUAUGAUGGCAGCAUUGGAGUUCGAUAUGUGAUCGAUUUUGGAGGAUUUACAUUAAGACAUUUGGCUAAAUGGAAUCCACUUUUAUUGAAUAAACAUGUAACACUAAUUGAAAAAGCAUAUUCUUGUCGUAUAAUGGGCUUUCACUGUAUUAAUGUUCCUGACUUCGCUACUAAUAUUCUAGGAUUACUCAAAAUUGUGUUGAGAGCGAAGAUUUAUGACAAGUUGAAAAUUAACAGCAGCCUGGAGUCUCUCUAUGAAGUGAUACCGAAAGAAUGCUUACCUUCUGAAUAUGGAGGCUCUUGUAGUAACAUUCCAAGUUUGUUGAAAAAAUGGGAUGAAGUUUUUCAAAAUCACCGAAAUUUUUUUGUGGAAAAUUACAAAAACGUUUCCAUGGAGCACUUACGAACCGCAGAUUUGGACAAAAGUGAUUCAUUCGGACCUGAUGGUACUUUCAAAAGAUUAACCAUUGAUUAAAGGUUUCUGUCUGCCUCUCUUCGAUCGAAAAAUUGAAUAAAUUUGAUUAAAUAGAUAAUUAUAGUUCUAACCAAUAAAACUUUAAAACUUU
Zophobas morio is the source of this 1203-nucleotide messenger RNA. RefSeq names its product alpha-tocopherol transfer protein-like. The record is from RefSeq and is a predicted model, not a curated record. Gene Ontology annotation, molecular function: phosphatidylinositol bisphosphate binding. Gene Ontology annotation, cellular component: membrane. NCBI's taxonomy places the organism in Eukaryota, Metazoa, Arthropoda, Insecta, Coleoptera, Tenebrionidae. The transcript has 7 exons. The coding region runs from base 198 to 1112 and encodes 304 amino acids.